Molecule: messenger RNA, 2744 nt
Organism: Python bivittatus (Burmese python)
Lineage: Eukaryota; Metazoa; Chordata; Lepidosauria; Squamata; Pythonidae
Source: RefSeq, a predicted model, not a curated record
AUGGCAAACAGGAAAUGCCAAAGCACCACGGCUGCCAUGUUGGAUCACCAGACAAGAGCCUGUCCUCCUUCCCCUCGUGGCCGAGCAGCUGAAAAUGUCAAAAGUCCUUUGGCAGGGGAAGACUAUGUGGAGAAGGAGGUGGAUGCAGUAUCAGCUGGUCAAGGUAGCCUUCCCCCAGUAGACCCUGAGCGCAUUGAUAACAGCGGAGAUGGGGACUCCAGUUCGGAUUAUGUCAACAACACUUCUGAGGAGGAGGAUUAUGAUGAGGGACUUCCAGAAGAAGAGGAAGGAAUCACCUACUAUAUUCGAUAUUGUCCUGAGGAUGACAGUUAUCUGGAAGGAAUGGACUGCAAUGGGGAAGAGUACGUGCCCCCAGAAGAGCAUCAGGUAGAGACAGAUGAGUGUCAGGAGGCUAUUGAGGAAGGCGAAUGGGUGGAGACCAAACUACGCCACCAGGAUAAUGCAGCUGAAGCGGUGGGCUACCACGAAGGCUGCAUUCAGAUUUUGGAAGGUGAGGUGGCCUGUUUAGAAAUCCAAGACCAGGAGGAGGGCAUCCCAUAUUGCCAUCAGAGUGAAGGGAGUUACUACUCACCAGAAGCCAAUGGAAAUUCCUGCCGGAUGUCCCCUUACCAUAGCAGGAAAGAAGAGGGGGAUUUGGAAGAGCAGGAGGAAGACAUCGAUCAGAUCGUUGCGGAGAUCAAGAUGAGCAUGAGUAUGAGCAGCAUCAACAGUGCAUCAGAAAUGAGCCCGGAGCAUGGCGGGACUGAAAAUGUGCCAAAUGACUAUGCAGAGACAUGUCACAAGGGGGACCCUGGCCAUGCAGCCAGUAGGCAUCCAGGGAGGCCCAAGUCCUUGAACAUCCCCCCAGCCUCUAAGCAACUUGGAGAGGUCCAAAGAGGCUUCAAAACCAAGUCAAAGACCCCAGAGGACAGGCAGACCUGGCCACAAGAACAGGUAUGCAACGGCUUAGAACAACCCAGGAAGCAGCAGCGUUCAGAUCUCAACGGGCCGAUCGACAACAAUAAUAUGCCAGAGACAAAGAAGGUACCAUCUUUCCCAAGCUUUGUUGAUGUUCCAGGGCCUUGCGAGCCUGAGGACCUCAUUGACGGCAUCAUCUUCGCAGCCAAUUACUUGGGCUCUACACAGCUGCUCUCAGAGCGCAACCCUUCCAAAAACAUUCGGAUGAUGCAAGCCCAAGAGGCAGUGAGCCGCGUCAAGGCUUCUGAGGGAGAUGCACAUGCUUUGACAGAAGUGGACCUGUUUAUCUCCACGCAGAGAAUUAAAGUUCUUAAUGCAGACACCCAGGAAACCAUGAUGGACCAUGCGCUGCGCACCAUCUCUUAUAUUGCUGAUAUCGGCAACAUUGUGGUUCUGAUGGCCCGGCGUCGAAUGUCUCGGUCAGCGUCCCAGGAUUGCAUCGAGACCACCCCUGGAGUGCAAGAAGGGAAGAAACAGUACAAAAUGAUAUGCCAUGUCUUCGAAUCCGAGGAUGCCCAGCUGAUAGCCCAGUCGAUUGGACAAGCUUUCAGCGUGGCCUAUCAGGAGUUCCUCCGGGCCAAUGGCAUCAACCCAGAAGAUCUCAGUCAGAAAGAGUACAGUGACAUCAUCAACACCCAGGAAAUGUAUAAUGACGAUUUGAUUCAUUUCUCCAACUCAGAGAACUGCAAAGAGCUGCAAAUUGCCAAACACAAGGGGGAGAUUCUUGGCGUGGUGGUUGUGGAGUCUGGCUGGGGAUCCAUUUUACCCACAGUGAUCCUGGCAAACAUGAUGAAUGGAGGCCCGGCAGCCCGUUCAGGAAAGCUCAGCAUCGGAGACCAGAUUAUGUCCAUUAAUGGGACCAGCUUAGUCGGUCUUCCUUUAGCCACAUGCCAAGGAAUCAUUAAGGGUCUUAAGAAUCAGACGCAAGUGAAAUUGAACAUUGUCAGUUGCCCUCCGGUCACUACUGUUCUGAUCAAGCGCCCGGAUUUGAAAUACCAGCUGGGUUUCAGCGUACAGAACGGAAUUAUCUGCAGCUUGAUGCGAGGUGGGAUUGCAGAGAGAGGAGGUGUCCGGGUGGGGCAUCGUAUUAUUGAGAUCAAUGGUCAAAGUGUCGUUGCUACGGCUCAUGAGAAGAUUGUGCAAGCCUUGUCCAACUCUGUAGGAGAGAUUCACAUGAAGACUAUGCCUGCUGCAAUGUUCAGGCUGCUAACCGGUCAAGAAACUCCACUCUACAUCUAAUGGGAAGCUAGACUGCUCUUCAGGCAAAUCAUAUCCUGCUGCCUAAGCUUAAACUUCCAGAGAAAUGUUGUAUUUUGUAGGAAACGGGCAGAGUUUGAACCCAACACUGGAUAUUCUGGACACUCAUUGGAUCCAGUUUCUUUGCCUUUUUUUGGGUUUGUUUCUUAGUUUACCUCUCUCUCCUUUUAAAAUCUUGCCAAAAGAUGAAGCUCUUGUUAUGGCAAAUGACCAUUGACACCGUCUUUCCAAGAUCACAGAAGUAUUCUACCAUGCGAUUGGCAAACUCCAUCUUCAUGACUCAGGAUGAAAUCCGUCAUGAAGCUGAUCAAGCCCCACUGCUGUUAGGACCCUCUGUGUUGCAGAGACCACCUGCAUUGCCCUCAUUCUGGGUGGACUAUGCUUCUAAUACUUUACUAUAAGGGGACUCCAGCAUGUCCAUAGUCUUCUGUCCGUCUGCCACCUUCAGCCAUGAGGCAAGUGUGGACGAGUCUACAGAAACAGGCCCUUUCAAACUGGCGCUGCCUCAA